AUGGAGAAGUUUUUGGUCAGUGCUGCCUUGUGCAUGCUUUUGCUCUAUGUUUCCAUGAACUUCACCAAUGCGGUUGAUAAUGAUGGAGCGGAUACAGAAGAUCCUAGAAGAGUUCUAGUACAUACAUGUGUUCAGUACAUAUAUCAGCCAGGAUGUCAACCAUCGUACUGCUCGAAAUAUUGCCGCACAGCCCAACCCACAGCAGUAAAGUCACGAUAUCUCAGCAUGCCAGAUUUAGUAGACCAGCGUAGACUUCACUUGUACUCCCCCACCCCCCCACACAAAUCCUCAAUCUACCCACGCCCAACAUAUACCCCGAACCCCAACCCCACUGCCUACCGCCGCACAGCAGAAACCAACCACAGAGACGGCGGAGGAGCUAUGUUCAGGGACGUGUCGGCAUGCAAUACCUACAACUACGGUGACGCCCUCUACUGGGACGCCCGUUACAUCCAAGAUGCCAACUCUGGUUCCUUUGAUUGGUACCAACGCUAUUCUGCGCUCCGCCCUUUUGUUCGUAAAUACAUCUCUCCUACUUCUCGCGUUCUCAUGGUGGGCUGCGGCAAUGCUGUUAUAUCAGAGGACAUGGUUAAGGAUGGUUUUGGAGAUAUUAUGAACAUCGACAUAUCGUCAGUGGCUAUUGACAUGAUGAGAAAGAAGUAUGAGAAUGUCCCUCAGUUGAAAUACAUGCAAAUGGAUGUUAAAGAUAUGAGUUUCUUUCCUGAUGAAUCAUUUGAUAGUGUCAUAGACAAAGGGACUCUUGAUUCAUUGAUGUGUGGCACUAGUGCUCCCAUUAAUGCCGCUCAAAUGUUGGGGGAAGUGAACAGGCUUCUUAAACCUGGAGGAGUUUAUAUGCUGAUAACAUAUGGUGAUCCUACUGUGCGGAUGCCCCAUAUAAAUCGACCAGUUUACAAUUGGAAAAUUGAAUUAUAUAUUAUACCUAGACCUGGAUUUCAAAAGCCACCCGGUUCCACUUCUCUGAAGACAGGCUUAGAACCCGUUCCUAUGACAGAGAAAGAUGUUGCUGUCAUUAUUUUUUCCAGCACUGGGAAGCUUUUUGAGUUCUCCAGUUCAGACAUGCAAACAAUAAUUUCAAGAUACAGCAAGUCCAUGGAUUCUUCACAGGUUUCUACACCGGAAAUCAAGUCGGAGAAGCAGGAAUCAAAGGAAGCUGAUGUUCUCAAAGAGGAGAUAGAAAAGCUGAAAAUGAAGCAUUUGCGAAUGCUGGGUAAGGACCUUACUGGCAUAGGUUUACGAGAUUUGGGCGAGCUGGAACAACAACUAAAUGAAGGGCUCUUAAGCAUAAAGGAGAGAAAGGAACAAAUAUUGAUGGGGCAACUUGCACAAUCAAGACUGCAGGAAAAACAGGCCAUGCUGGAGAAUGAGACUUUACGCAAACAGGUUGAAGACCUUUGGGACUUCUUUCCAUCCAGAAGUCGUAGUCAGCAAAUUUCUAUUGAGAACUAUCCAGUGGAUUCGGCCAUUAGAGUCGACUCUGUAAGUCCUGAAGCAGUAAGAAAUGGUGGAUUUGAAGAUGGGGACUCAGACACCACCUUGCAAUUGGGGCCCCCGACUGUGGUUUGUCAAAAGAAGAGGAGGAUGCCCGAUGAGGAAACACAACUAAUCAACUCAAAGAAGCAAGCCAGCACAACGUAA
Fraxinus pennsylvanica is the source of this 1656-nucleotide messenger RNA. NCBI's taxonomy places the organism in Eukaryota, Viridiplantae, Streptophyta, Magnoliopsida, Lamiales, Oleaceae. The record is from the annotation of a GenBank genome assembly.